GUGAGCAGAAAGUGUGAGUGAGAGUGGAGGGGCGGGGUAUGUGUGUGAGUGUGUGAAGUGUGAGCAGACCUGAUGGGACUUGCACGGGCGCAGCCGCCGCUUGGGCCCGGCCCUGGGGACAGGGCGGGCUGGGGGCGCCCCAGAGCCCGUGGGGAGUACAGGCCCGAGGUGCAGGCAAGAGGGCGGCCCAGCAGGGUACCCUCCACCCGGAGGCCUGCAACGCUACCUGAACCCGCUGCUGGAGCCAAACAACUGGGCGGGGGGGUGGACGGGGGGGUCAGGAGUGGAGAUCCGAGUGAAUAAGAAAAAAGUGGCUACUCCCCCUCCCUCGCUCCUCCCGCCUGCCCCCACCCCACCCCCACCCCAACACAUUUUUUUUUUCUAAAGAGAUCACAAGGAAGUCUUGGUUUAAAAAGAAACAGAAACAUACACAGGGGGGUUGGUGAAUGGUGCCGACCGCGGCCAUCGCAGUUGGAGGCUAUUUGGGGGGGUGGGUGAGAGGCGUCCAUGGAGUUACUUUGCGCCCACUCCUAGCGUCAAGGGCUUAGGUCCAGCGGGCUGACCGUCCCCGGCCAGGGUGCGGUGCCGGGGACCCCACGGCCCCGGCCGCCUCCUUCGCCACGACCCCGGAUGGAUGCGCGCCCCCCGCCCGCCCGCGCCGGCCCCAGGAGCUCCGGGUUUCAGGAGCAUCCUUCCCACGCCGGCCCCAGCCGCGGCGCGUAACCGUGGGUAGCGCCCCUCGGAAGGGCACCGCGGAGCAAGGGCAGACGUUGCUUUGGGAGAGGUUAGGAGAGCCAGCAGAGAGGAAAAACGAGAGGCCAAGAUCAAGUCUUGGCACCCCCAUCCCCCACCUGCACGUGUAGCCCUGGAUUUCAGCUUUGAUGGAAGAGAAGAGGCGAAAGUACUCCAUCAGCAGCGACAACUCUGAUACCACUGACAGUCACGCUACAUCUGCAUCAAGAUGCUCCAAACUGCCCAGCAGCACCAAAUCGGGCUGGCCCCGACAGAACGAAAAGAAGCCCUCCGAGGUUUUCCGGACAGACUUGAUCACAGCCAUGAAGAUCCCAGACUCAUACCAGCUCAGCCCAGAUGACUACUAUAUCUUGGCAGACCCAUGGCGACAAGAAUGGGAGAAAGGUGUGCAGGUGCCCGCCGGGGCAGAGGCCAUUCCAGAGCCUGUGGUGAGGAUUCUUCCGCCGUUGGAAGGCCCCCCUACCCAGGUUUCCCCUAGUGGCUCUGAACUUGGUGAGGGCUCCCAGCCUGAUUGGCCAGGGGGCAGCCGCUAUGACUUGGACGAGAUUGAUGCCUACUGGCUGGAACUCAUCAACUCGGAGCUCAAGGAGAUGGAGAAGCCGGAGCUGGACGAACUGACGCUCGAGCGCGUGCUGGAGGAGCUGGAGACGCUGUGCCACCAGAACAUGGCGCGGGCCAUCGAGACGCAGGAGGGGCUAGGCAUCGAGUACGACGAGGAUGUCGUCUGUGACGUGUGCCGCUCUCCCGAGGGCGAAGAUGGCAACGAGAUGGUCUUCUGCGACAAAUGCAACGUCUGCGUGCACCAGGCAUGCUAUGGGAUCCUCAAGGUGCCCACGGGCAGCUGGCUGUGCCGGACAUGUGCUCUGGGUGUCCAGCCGAAGUGCCUGCUCUGCCCGAAGCGAGGAGGAGCCUUGAAGCCCACUAGAAGUGGGACCAAGUGGGUGCACGUCAGCUGUGCCCUGUGGAUUCCUGAGGUCAGCAUCGGGUGCCCUGAGAAGAUGGAGCCCAUCACCAAGAUCUCGCAUAUCCCAGCCAGCCGCUGGGCUCUGUCCUGCAGCCUCUGCAAGGAGUGCACGGGCACGUGCAUCCAGUGUUCCAUGCCUUCCUGCGUCACAGCAUUCCACGUCACAUGCGCCUUUGACCACAGCCUGGAAAUGAGGACUAUUUUAGCAGACAACGAUGAGGUCAAGUUCAAGUCGUUCUGCCAGGAGCACAGUGAUGGGGGCCCACGGGGUGAAGCUCCGUCCGAGCCUGUGGAGCCCAGCCCAGCUAGCGAGGACUUGGAAAAGGUGACCCUUCGCAAGCAGCGGCUGCAACAGCUGGAGGAAGACUUCUAUGAGCUGGUAGAGCCAGCCGAGGUGGCCGAGCGCCUGGACCUGGCCGAGGCACUGGUCGACUUCAUCUACCAGUACUGGAAGCUGAAGAGGAAAGCCAACUCCAACCAGCCGCUGCUGACGCCCAAGACAGACGAGGUGGACAACCUGGCCCAGCAGGAGCAGGACGUACUCUACCGCCGACUGAAGCUCUUCACGCACCUGCGGCAGGACCUGGAGAGAGUUAGAAAUCUGUGCUACAUGGUGACAAGGCGCGAGAGAACGAAACAUGCCAUCUGCAAGCUCCAGGAGCAGAUAUUCCACCUGCAGAUGAAACUUAUCGAACAGGAUCUGUGUCGAGAGCGGUCUGGGAGGAAAACAAAGGGCAAGAAGAGCGACUCAAAAAGAAAAGGCCGCGAGGGCCCCAAGGGCAGCCCCGAGAAGAAAGAGAAAGUGAAGGCAGGGUCCGACUCAGUCCUGGGGCAGCUUGGCCUGUCUACCUCGUUCCCCAUCGACGGCACCUUCUUCAACAGCUGGCUGGCGCAGUCAGUGCAGAUCACUGCAGAGAACAUGGCCAUGAGUGAGUGGUCGCUCAACAAUGGGCACCGCGAAGACCCCGCCCCGGGGUUGCUGUCUGAGGAGCUGCUGCAGGACGAGGAGACACUGCUGAGCUUCAUGCGGGAGCCCUCGCUGCGGCCUGGCGACCCUGCCAGGAAGGCCCGCGGCCGCACCCGCCUGCCUGCUAAGAAGAAACCACCACAGGACGGGCCCGGUUCACGGACGACUCCAGACAAACCCCCCAAGAAGCCCUGGGGCCAGGAUACUGGCAGCAGCAAAGGGGGUCAGGGGCCACCUGCCAGGAAGCCACCACGGCGAACACCUUCUCACCUGCCGUCCAGCCCUACAGCUGGGGACUGUCCCAUCCCAGCAGCUCCCGAGAGCCCCCCACCACUGGCCCCCGAGACCCCAGAGGAGGCAGCCCCAGUGGCUGCCGACUCUAAUGUCCAAGUGCCUGGCCCUACAGCGAGCCCCAAGCCCUCAGGCCGGCUCCGGCUGCCCCGUGAGAGCAAGGGAACCCGGAGAUCGCCAGGUGCCAGGCCUGAUGCCGGGACGGGACCGCCUUCUGCUGUGGCCGAGAGGCCAAAGGUCAGCCUUCACUUUGACACUGAAACUGAUGGCUACUUCUCUGAUGGGGAGAUGAGCGACUCAGAUGUGGAGGCUGAGGACAGCGGGGUGCAGCCGGGUCCCCGGGAAGCAGGGGCUGAGGAGGUGGUCCGCAUGGGGGUCCUGGCCUCCUAAGUCACCCCUUCCCCUGUCCUGAUCCCCCCAUGAGGCCUCAGCCCCGUGACAACUGCCAUUUCCAAUCUCUGCUGAGUGUCUCAGACUCUUGAGGCUGCCACUCUGAUGUGGUUUUAUUUUUAAUAUAAAAAGUGUUGCGAAUUCCACACUAUUGUCUUUCCUCUGUGCUGGCCUAGGACAUUAGGAUUCCUUCCACGGCUCUGGCCACAAGGACCAGCCCUGGUCCUGUGACCAUCACGGCCGUGGCAGCGUCCCCGCCUGGGCCGCACAGUACUGCUGGGCUCCUGGCUACAUGUAGGCAAAGUGAUGAAGAGCUCAGGAUUCCUGCCCGCUGCCACUGGGUGACACAGACUGUCGUUUGGGCAUUAUUAUGGCAGAUGGGCCAGCCCAGGGCCUGCCCCGCCUUGCUCCCAGAUCCCACUGGGGUCCAUCGGCGGGGGGUCCUGCUGCACUUCACUGAUCCCCAAGGAAGUAUAAUAAGUGAUACCCAGCCAGAGUCUACUCACUGUCACAAGCACAAUGAGCUUAUACGAGAAAGCACUGAGGGGGCGAAGAGGGCCUGCUGGUUCCAAGGGAUCCACAGCUGUUCCUGGUCAACCCACAUCAUCUGAGGCCUGCCUGCCCACCCUGCGACCCUCCCCUCCCCUGCUGCUCUGCCCCUGCCGCGCCCAGCCCGGCGGCUCUGGGAAGGGCUUCCCAGAGUCCUUCCUGAGCUGUGCCAUUUUCUCAGGGGACUCCCAGCCAGCCAGCCGCCAGUACCGGCGGAGGGCUGCGAGGGAGGGCCAGUGCCCAGUCAGGGGCGUGGGGCUCAGCCUCGCCCACUACAGAGAAUCGCUCUGGGACUCCAACUUCCUUCCUUCCUUCCUUCGGGGCCAGUCUCGGCCAAGGUCUGAUCACUCCCAGACAGCUGGCCAGACCAGACCGUUUGCCUUUUCAAGUUUCCUGCUAAGUGAUGAGCUUCUUCCUCGGUUUCCUUUUGGAAACUCCUCCUUCCAACAAGCAGUGGGAUCCCGGGGCCCGGGAUGGGUUAGUGAUGGCCUUCCGGGGCUGUCUGAAGUCUUGCUGGAUCUUCCUGGUUCCUCUUCCCCUCUGAGCCUUAACCCCCUUUCCCAGCUGUGCCCUUCCAGCCCCUCCCUCCCCACCGUCACCGUCCUGCCUUCUCCGCUCCACCCUCUAAGUCCCAGGUAGUAGUAGCUCUGAAGAGUUUCAGUGGAGUGGCCCCAGGGUGAUAGCUCAGGGAACAAAUGAAAAACAAAAAGGAAUUCAGUGAAAACGUGUUUUUUUUCUUUUAUGACUUACUCCUGGGUCACUUCUGCCACUGGUAAAGCCAGAACUUCUCCAACAAGAACCUUGCAAAAGUCCAGUGAAUCAGUCGAAUCAUUCUGUGGAUGCCAAAGAAUAUUUUGACCAUAAUACAGCACAGCCAGGACCUGACAACUUGUCACUUGGACUUUUUUUAAAAAUGGAGUUCUUUAGCAACCAAGUGUAGAAACAUGUUUGUUGCACACACCUAAGGAGGUGAGCCCAAGCUCUCGGACAAGGAUGCUGUUCUGCUGCUGCUGGUGUUGGAUUUUGGAUUCUGGGCCCACUGUGAGCUCUCCUGAACCCUAAAACUCCACACGAGGAGACUGACGGUGAAACCAGCGUGGCAAAAGUCUCACCAUGGGGAUCCCCCUCUCAUAACACAAAGCGCAAAUCGGUGGGAUGGGGAGCAGGCUGAGCACCCAUCCCCGACUCCAGACUUUUAAGGUACGACAGUGGCAUGGUCAUGGACACUCAGUUUCGGUGAAUUUUAUCAAAACAGGAAACAAAGAUAAUGACUAAGUUUAAAGGGCUGGACAGAUGUAUCCAGUCGGAGCAGACUCAGAGUGGGCUUCAAGGACUUGGGGCGUUGGGAUGGCAUGAGCUACUGUGUAGAGUUUAGUCUGCCUGGCGCCUUGGUAGUAGUGGCCAGUGCAGUGUCAGCAGCAGCGUCCUAACCCCAUUCUCUGUUUACUGCCUUUGAACAGAUCUUCUUCCUUCCCCGUGCUUCGGGUCACCUCGGGUCACAACUUUGUCUGUGCUGGAUUGCCUGGUCUGACCUCACAGGAAGCAAAGGGACCAGCUUUAAAGAACAACCAAACUCUGCCGGGAGGUGGGGUGCUCAGGUCCGGUAGACUCGGCACUAGCCUGCUUAUCCUUCAUCCAUCCUGAGGCAGGGUCUGGGCGCUCUGGGGGCGAGGUAGGGCAGAGAACCAGGGCAGGAAGGUGGUAGGUCUGGUCAGGGUCUGGACUGGGUGGGCCAGGCCAGGAGCCCGGCACUCCUUCAGAGGGCCUCUACUCAAGUUGGCCUCUAGAUUUCAACCCACUUAUCAAUUGGCUCUUGGCUUUGAGCUGAAUUAUCCCUGGGGCCCCGUGUCCUGCACGGAGUCCGGGUGUCUCUAAGGCUGGCUGCCCAGGGCCUUCCAGGCCAGACCCAAGAGCUUUGUCUGCCAGCCAGCUGUCCACUACUGGGACGUCCGCCAGGCUGCAAAGAAGACAAGGACACUGGCUCUCACCGCUGGCCUUCCUGCCGUCAGCGCAGCCCCUUCACUCUGUUCCCAGCUUCCCAGCCACCAUUCAGGCGGCUUUGCUGCCUUUGAGGUCAGGAUGGGAAGCUGGGGAGGGGACAGGAGGCCUUUUCCAGCCUAGAGGCUGAGGUGUGUCUUUCACGCGACCGUAUCUGCCCACACUCAGUGGAAUGACAAGCUGCUCUGGAAGUUAGCCUGGCGGUCUUUGCCACUCUCCUGGUCCCUGCUGCCCACCUCCUUCCCCCUUCUCACAGUGAGAAAGGAUAAUGUGCAAGGAAAGUAUUUUUAUGGAUCAUAAAUGUAUUUUAGAACAAACACGGAGAAGAAAGGUUAGAAGGGUUUAUUUUAUUAAAUGAGCUCUGACUUGGUGACAGUGUGUGAACAUUUGCAGUGUGAAGGUCUCAGGUUCCUUGGAGAAGCCACCCAGGUUUCCAAACGUGGGUGUUGGGCUGUGGAUGUGUGAGUGUGUGCCAGGGCACGUCUUGUGUGUCCAUGUGCAUGUGUGUCUGUGUGUCACGUAUGGACACACAGUGGGACUUGCCAGGGCAGUUUCUAGAGAAUCACAUGCCCAGUUCUGGCAGACAUUGGCAGCACCUGGACUUGGCAUUCCUUGCUUACUGCCAGAUGUGGCCAACCUCUGCCCAUACCCCAAGCUCUGCAGAAUGGUCUGGGUGCCUGUAACAAGGCCCUUGGGGAGGCCACUUCCCAUGGCCCUGGCCCAGCUGGCCACAUUGGCCAAAGAGCCAGGGCUGGAGUCCAGGACCUUUGGUUGUUCUUUAAGGCACUUCCUGCCACCUUGUCCCUCAGACGCACAACACUCUGUGCUCCACAUCGGCUCGGGGUGGGGGGAUGAUAUGAAUGUCACAGGAGGAGACACCUUCUGUCUUUGUUUCAAAGAAAGUUGAUGUGCCAUUUGUUAAUAUACAAGAGAAAUAUUGAAAAUAUAUUGAAAAGAGCAAUUUUAAAUUAUUUUUGGCUUAUGUUGCAAUAUUUAUUUUCUUGUAUUAGGAAAGAUUCCUUUGUAGAAAAAAAAAUGUAUUUUUCAUUAACGCAAAAACCUAUUUCUCCUUUUUGUACAUUGUCCAUGUUCGCUGCCCUUAAUGAGCAAUAGAAUGUAUGGCUGCCUCGGGGUGGCCGGUGCCCGCGUGCCCUGCAUGAUUCUGUGGUCCCACCACCGUGUAGCUCCCAGUCCCAUCCUGUCCUGCUCACUCAUGGGGGUUUCCAGAGCCUAGCCCUCACUGGAGCCUGUGGCUUCAGGACCCCUUCUGCAAUCCUCGUGUGUUGGCAAACGCAGUUAAUAAAGCAGUGUUUUCUGUG
Molecule: messenger RNA, 7231 nt
Organism: Bubalus bubalis (water buffalo)
Lineage: Eukaryota; Metazoa; Chordata; Mammalia; Artiodactyla; Bovidae
Gene: JADE2
Product: jade family PHD finger 2
Exons: 13
Coding region: 882-3365 (827 amino acids)
Biological process (GO): regulation of transcription by RNA polymerase II
Cellular component (GO): histone acetyltransferase complex
Source: RefSeq, a predicted model, not a curated record